This is a messenger RNA of Enterobius vermicularis (human pinworm), 934 nucleotides long. The record is from the annotation of a GenBank genome assembly. NCBI's taxonomy places the organism in Eukaryota, Metazoa, Nematoda, Chromadorea, Rhabditida, Oxyuridae.
GAAACUGUUCCGUAGUUUCGAAGAGAUCUAAUGAACUUUUUGACGUCUGAAUAGUUGAAUUUGUCCCGUCUCUUUUUUAGAGAGCUCUUCAGGAGCAGUUUUGAAAUUACAGAGUCUAUACAUAGCGGCUGGAAUUUUUAAGCAGUUUUUAAGGUUGACGGGGAAGGGUCAUUCGAACAGAAGUGGUGGUUGCGGACGUUCGUAUACAGGGGAUAAAUCUGAAGCCUUAAAAUUUCUGAGUACAAGUCCUGAGGAAGUUUUGUGCUCUGCUACAUCCAGUUGCACACGAAAAAAGUCUUCACGAAAGGUUGUGCGCUCUUUGGUCCAGAGGAGGGGAAGAGAUUGUACAUCUGGACACAAAAUCCAGGUACGAUGGAAGAGUUCGCGGAGGGCUGCUAACGGGAACUUCUGCGAGCGUUUGCUGGAAGAACGCGUAAAGGCUUGUGAAGAGAAAUGCAAGGAGAUGGAAGCUGUUGUUGUGGAACUUGGUAGACAUAACCGACAGCUUUCAGAAACUAAUGAGGAACUCACGCAAAUAAUAGACCAGCUUAGUAAAAAAGUCCUUAAUUUCGAUAGCGAUGUGUCGGGUGGAUGGAAAAAACUGAUCCACUUCGCUAUCCCAGUGCCAGCCGAUCUUAAGUAUGAACGACAGUCCCCAACUGAAGUCUUGUUGAAAUGGAGCCACUGUUCUGUUGUGCAGCCGACAGGUUACGGAUUUACAGUGAAUGGUGAUUUUAUUGGAAAAAGCCAUACUUCCUGUAAUCAAACGCUUAUUAGCGACCUUUUGCCCGAUAAAGAGGCUACAAUAAGAAUUCACUGUUACGUCGAUGACAUCGAAGGCGAGCCCUCACUUCCACUGUACAUCCCUCCUUGUAGUGGUAGCUCGGUGCGGGUGUUGGGAAUGGAGAAUGAAGCGAAGAAUAAGGUUGUAUGA